CAGGGCUGUAGGUAUCAUGGAGGAUCAGUGUUCGCUGAGAGCUCCACCAGAGGAGAGCUGCUGCCGCUGCGACCCGCUCUGAGCCGCUCCGACCCGGACUAGAGACCCGCAGAGCCCCGCAGAGCCCCGCAGAGCCCCCAGAGCACCAUGGACAUGAAGAAGAGGAUCACCCUGGAGCUGAGGAACCGGAGCCCGGCGGAGAUCUCUGAGCUGGUGGUGGAUAACAGCCGUUCAGCAGACGGGGAGGUAGAAGGACUAACAGACUGUUUCUGUGAGUUAGAGUUCCUCAGUAUGGUCAACGUGGGUCUGACCUCGCUGGCUAAACUCCCCUCACUGCCCAAACUACACAAGCUGGAGCUGAGUGACAACAACCUGUCUGGUUCUCUGGAGACUCUGUCAGAGAAAUGUCCCAACCUGACCUACCUCAACCUGAGCGGGAACAAGAUCAAAGAGCUCAGCAACGUCGAGGCUCUGGUGAACCUGAAGAGCCUCCAGAGUCUGGACCUGUUCAACUGUGAGAUCACGUCUCUGGAGGACUACAGGGAGAGCGUCUUCGAGCUGCUGCCUCAGGUGACCUACCUGGACGGCUUCGACCAGGAGGACAACGAGGCGCCCGACUCUGAGGCUGACGACGAAGACGAGGACGGCGAGGACGGGGCGGGGCCGACCGGAGACUACGACGAGGAGGACGAAGACGAGGAGGACGAGGACGGCUCGGAGGGAGGAGAGGUGGGACUGAGCUUUCAGGUGAACCGAGCCGAUCAGGACGACGAUGACGAUGAAGACGACUACGGCGAGGAGGAAGAGGAAGAGGACCAGGCUGGCGUUCAGGGACAGAAGAGGAAGAGGGACGUGGACGACGAGGGCGAGGAUGAUGACGAGGAUGAAGACGACUAGUCUUCGUCUCCGUCUGCCGUCUGUGUGUCGUCCUGUUUCUGUCCGUCUCCGUCCUCCGGACCCGACCUCCACAACAACAACAACAACAACAACAACAACAACAACAAGAGACAGCAGCAACAGGAACUGUGUGAUCUGAUAGUUUGUUUCACUUUUAAUAGAAUCUCACGUCUUUAUUUUAGAUAAUAUAUGAGAAGAUUUUAUCAGCUGGAGAGUCCACGUGGUUCCCUUUAAAACCUGGUUCAGGAUCAGCCCGCCCCCCCACAUCCUGGACCCUGCUCCUGGUUCUGGUUCUGGUUCUGGUCCGACGCCUCUCUGAGGCAAACACAAACUGUAAACAAGAUGCGUCACUUCCUGCCGCCAGUUUCCUUCUUCUUCUUCGUCCUGCUGGAGUCCAGAUCAGACAACAACAACAACAACAACAACAACAACGAAGCUUCUCAACCGGCAGAUUUCCAGUCAAGUUUUAGUUUUUAAUUCAGUGUAAAGAAUCGUUAAUAUUUAAGGUUUCUGCAGCGUUUCAUCGUCAGACGAUCUUCAGAUUGAACCUCAAACAGCUGAGAUUUUCAAAAUAAAAAGUCAGAAUAUUCCGUUCUAGGGCUCCGACUUGCAGCUCUUCUACGUGGAGUUCUCAUGUUCUCCCCGUGUCAGCGUGGGUUCUCUGGUUCUCCGGCUUCCUCCCACAGUCCAAAAACAUGCACUUAGGGUUAAAUGGUGACCCGUAGGAGUGUAUGAGAGCGUGUUUGCAGAUAAGUGGUUAAGGAUAAUGAACAAAUAUUCCGUUCUUUAGUAAAAUCCUGUUUUCUUUUAGCGCCGCAGCGUCUCAGUUCAGAUCCAAACAAACAAACAAACAACUUGUUUACGUUCAGAUUCCUCGCCGCCGCUUCUCACCAGUUUUUGGCGCUCCGAACUCUGAGAUCCGCUGAGCUUCAGUUUUGAAAGUCUUGUUCGUUCUCUGAUCUGGACUCCAGCGACCCGUCAGAACCAGCAGAGUCUCCGGUUCCACCGACUCAGAGACGACUCGGCGGGACAGGAAGUGGCGGGACGGCGUCUCCAGACCAGAACCGUCAUAUCGAGGUGGACUCUCAGAGACGAGGGACCAGGACGUCGUGUUUCAACCCUCGCUAGAUCAGCUGACCUGCUGCCGCUCCUCUGUGUGUGAUUGGUUCCUGUAGCUCCGCCCCUGGAGGUCAGAGGUCAGCGGAGGAGGAGCUUUAGUCUGACGUGUUUGUUUUAUUUUUUAACUUCCUGUCCCUGAACAGCUGUUUGGUGUUUGUUUUUAUUAGUUCAGUCCUUUAAACCGCCCGUCCCCCCGUGAUGAUGUCACGCCCCAGGCCCCGCCCCCGUGAUGUCACGCCCCAGGCCCCGCCCCCGGCCCGGUGAGGGGGCGGGGCCUGCGGCAGGUUCAGGUGUUCUGCUCUGCAGCGUUUUUUCUGCCGCUGCUGGUUUUAGAGGAGCGAAGCGUCGCAGCAGGAGACGAAAAGUUAAUAAAUCAGGAAUAAAUUCAUAAAGAUCAUCAACAUUUGAACUUUUCGUCUCGUGGCGCGUCGACUCGUUCUGAACUUUUAUCUGCUGUAAACUUUUAGCUUUUCUCUCGUUUUACGCUCUUAAACUAACUCCAACGCUCCGACUCAGCAAAAACUCUCCUGGAAUAUUAUAAAACUCAGCGAAAUGUUAAAGGAGUUUAAAAUGUAAAAUAUUCAGUUCUUCUCAGAGUUUUUCAUGUUUUGGGGGUUUUUAUUCAUAAAUCUGAACGUCUCUUAUAAUCUUCUGUUAUGUUUCUGAGUUUGACUCGGAACAUGUUUAAUUAUCAAAAAGUGUCGGAAACUAAAAGAAAUCCC
Molecule: messenger RNA, 2738 nt
Organism: Centropristis striata (black sea bass)
Lineage: Eukaryota; Metazoa; Chordata; Actinopteri; Perciformes; Serranidae
Gene: anp32e
Product: acidic (leucine-rich) nuclear phosphoprotein 32 family, member E
Exons: 7
Coding region: 148-897 (249 amino acids)
Biological process (GO): regulation of apoptotic process
Cellular component (GO): nucleus
Molecular function (GO): phosphatase inhibitor activity; histone binding
Source: RefSeq, a predicted model, not a curated record